AUGCCAACUAGGAUUCCGGCGAAACGUCUCUCUUGUGAUACAAACGUUAGUACCAGUGCUAGUGCUAACGGAACCGAGGCUCCCUCCUCCAGCGGUCCAGUGUCUGGUUGCUAUGACGUCCAGGAGACUGGGCCCAAGUCACAGACUAGUUCAUCCUCUACCUCGGCAUCUCAAUCACGUUCCCCCUCACCAAUGUCUCUCACUGGCAACGCGGUUGCCAACGAUGCAACUGGCCUUGGGCUCAAAUUCACCAGCGGCUUGCAGUUGUCAUCAAAAGUUUCUGUCAAAAUGGAUCCUACCCAACUGUUCGACAUGCCUGGCAGGUAG
Messenger RNA from Protopolystoma xenopodis, 327 nucleotides. NCBI's taxonomy places the organism in Eukaryota, Metazoa, Platyhelminthes, Monogenea, Polystomatidea, Polystomatidae. The record is from the annotation of a GenBank genome assembly.